CCCGGCGAGGGGGCGGGGCAGGGGAGGAGCUCCCCGUGGCCGACGUCACGCGGUCACGUGGCGCUCCUUCCACUACCGCACUGCGGAAAAACAUGGCGCCCCGGGCGAUGAAAGCGGCGAGAUGCCCGACGGACGAGCUCUCCAUCACGAACUGCGCCGUCGUCCACGAGUCUGACCUCAAGUCCAUUCACGUGGCGGUGAUCACGGGCCCAGGGCAACGCUACGUGUUCACACUGAAGAGCCAUCACUCUGUAGUGCCAGGGACCAUCGCUUUCAGCCUACCCCAAAGGAAAUGGGCAGGGUUGUCACUGGGACAAGAUGUGCAAGUGGAGCCGUUUGAGUUUGACAAGACCAAGAACAGCAUCGGCACCAUGACCAUCGAGGUCGACUUCCUGCAGAAGAAGACGGCCGACUCGAAUCCCUACGACUCGGACAAAAUGGCCACGGACUUUGUUGGCCAGUUCAUCAGCCAGUCGUUCAGCGUGGGCCAACAGCUUGUGUUCAGCUUUGCCGGAAAGCUGUUUGGGCUGAUAGUGAAGGGAAUUGAGGCCGUGGACCCAAAUAUCCUCAAGGGCGAUGCAACCAGCGGCAAACAAAACAAGAUCCUGACGGGCGUCAGCUACCAGAACACGCAAGUGAUCUUUGAGAAGGCGGAGAACUCGAAUCUCAACUUGACGGGAAAAUCCAAAACCAAGCAGGGUCGGCAGUCGAUCAUCAACCCGGACUGGAACUUUGAGAAGAUGGGAAUCGGUGGUCUCGACCGAGAGUUCUCCGACAUCUUCCGGCGGGCCUUCGCAUCCCGCGUCUUCCCUCCCGACAUCGUCGAGCAGAUGGGGUGCAAACACGUGAAGGGCAUCCUACUGUUCGGGCCGCCGGGCUGCGGCAAGACGCUGAUGGCGCGGCAGAUCGGCAAGAUGCUCAACGCGCGCGAGCCCAAGAUCGUCAACGGGCCCGAGGUUCUCAACAAAUACGUGGGCGAGUCGGAGGCCAACAUCCGCAAGCUGUUCGCCGACGCGGAGGACGAGCAGAAGCGGUGCGGCGUCAACAGCGGCCUGCACAUCAUAAUCUUCGACGAGAUCGACGCCAUCUGCAAGCAGCGCGGCAGCAUGGCCGGCAGCACGGGCGUGCACGACACGGUCGUCAACCAGCUCCUCUCCAAGAUCGACGGAGUGGAGCAGCUCAACAACAUCCUCGUCAUCGGAAUGACCAACCGCCCCGACCUCAUCGACGAAGCUCUGCUGCGACCGGGGCGUCUGGAGGUCAAGAUGGAAAUCGGUCUCCCGGACAAUAAGGGCCGCAUCCAGAUCUUGAACAUCCACACGGCGCGCAUGCGUGACAACGGGCUGCUGGCGUCCGACGUGGACGUCAACGAGCUGGCGGUGGAGACGAAGAACUUCAGCGGCGCCGAGCUGGAGGGGCUCGUGAGGGCCGCGCAGUCCACCGCCAUGAACCGCCACAUCAAGGCGACCACCAAAGUGGAGGUGGACAUGGAGAAGGCGGAGCGGCUCCAGGUGACGCGGGAGGACUUCCUGGGAGCCCUGGACAGCGACAUUAAGCCCGCGUUCGGCACCAACACGGAGGACUACCAGAGCUACAUCAUGAAUGGAAUCGUGAACUGGGGCGAGCCGGUGCACCGCGUGCUCGAGGACGGGGACCUGCUCGUGCAGCAGGCCAAGAUGAGCGAGCGCACGCCGCUCGUCAGCGUGCUGCUCGCGGGCCCGCCCAACAGCGGCAAGACGGCGCUGGCGGCGCGAAUUGCCGAGAAGUCCAACUUCCCUUUCAUCAAGCUGUGCUCCCCGGACAAGAUGAUCGGCUUCUCGGAGAACGCCAAGUGCCAGGCCAUCAAGAAGACUUUUGACGACGCGUACAAGUCGCAGCUGAGCUGCGUGGUGGUGGACGACAUCGAAAGGCUUCUGGACUACGUUCCCAUCGGCCCUCGCUUCUCCAACCUGGUGCUGCAGGCGCUGCUCGUCCUUCUCAAGAAAACGCCGCCCAACGGCCGGAAGCUGCUCAUCAUCGGCACGUCGAGCCGCCGGGAGGUGCUGCAGGAGAUGGAGAUGCUGGACGCCUUCAGCACCACCAUCCACGUCUCCAACAUCUCCAAGGGCGAGCAGCUGAUGGACGCGCUCGAACAACUGAGUAGCUUUGAGGACAAGGAGAGGGCCAAGAUCUCUCAGUACGUGAAGGGCAAGAAGGUGUGGAUCGGCAUCAAGAAGCUUCUCACGCUCAUCGAGAUGGCCAUGCAGACAGAGCCACACCUCCGCGUGAGCAAGUUCCUGUGCCUAAUGGAGGAGGACGGAGGGUUGCAGGAAUCGUGAGAUGGGAGGCACGGCGCGGGAACGAGCGUGACGAUCGCCCACCCACCCCACUCACUCCCACCCCACUCACCCACCCACCCCACUCACCCACCACUCUCAGCCACUCCUCUCACUCCCACCCCACUC
This is a messenger RNA of Petromyzon marinus (sea lamprey), 2444 nucleotides long. RefSeq names its product N-ethylmaleimide sensitive factor, vesicle fusing ATPase (gene NSF). Gene Ontology annotation, molecular function: ATP binding; ATP hydrolysis activity. Gene Ontology annotation, cellular component: Golgi stack. Lineage: Eukaryota; Metazoa; Chordata; Hyperoartia; Petromyzontiformes; Petromyzontidae. The record is from RefSeq and is a predicted model, not a curated record. Gene Ontology annotation, biological process: intra-Golgi vesicle-mediated transport; SNARE complex disassembly; Golgi to plasma membrane protein transport.